GCUGCGACCGUGUUUGGCGCAGCUCGCGCAGGGAGCCCGGCGUUACGUCAGUCACCGACACGGUGCUACGUCACCCCCCGUGUACUCCUCCUUCAUCCACGGACAGCCUUCACCGCCCGGUUUGUUGUCACGGCACGUCCUACGUCACUGGUAGACGGACAGAGACGUGACGUCACCUUGAGAUAACGCAGCACGCGGAAGCUGGUCCGACCCCCUGCGGACAGCGGAUCAGGAGACCACAGCGAGAUGCCGUCUCUGUCGGAGCAGCUGCAGGAGGUGCGCAGCCGGGCGGAGGUGUGUCUGUACUCCGGCGGCCGGGCGGGGGAGGUGCGGGUCGGGGUGGUGGCCAUGGCGAAGCUACCCCUCCCGCCCGGCUUCAAAUACCGCCACAUCGCUGCAGAGACCAUGGUGGUGGACAACAGCGUGGGCAGCAACAGGAAGGAGACCCUCGCAUCUCUCCAGCGCUUGUCUACAGCAUUGAACAUCCUAGAGAAGUAUGGCUGUAAUCUGACAAAUCCCAACAGGCCAAAGUACUGGAGGACAGUGAAACACAACAACCCGGUGUUCAGGGCCACUGUUGACGCUAUUCAGGGAGGACGAGCAGUGCUCUGUCUCUAUGGCUACUCCAAUCAGCUGGCAGACGGGCUCAGUUUCCCUGAUGAUGUCACAGAUCCUGAUGUGGGCUGCGUUGCUGCGGUAACGUUAGAAGUGAUGAGUCUGAGGAUUGAGCUGGAAAUGCUUAUUAAGGAAGCUCAUCCACACCCUGACUUCUACGAGAGAAUCCUUCCUACGCUGAGACACAAGGAUGUGGGUCUCAACACUGAUGCUGUGAUCUGCCACUUCUCCUCCUCUUCAAGCCACUCAGGCGGUCAGACCAAGUCACUGGCCCUCCCGCUCCACCGUCACUCCUCCAGGGAGAGGAGUGGUGGGAAGUCCUUGUCCUCCAACCACCAAAGUCUCAAGUCCACCCCCAUCUCCUCCAGCAAGCACCCAGAGAACUGCACUAUCUGUGGAAUAUUCCGCAUCUCUGCUCACUGCCUCACCUGCCUCCAGGGCCUGUGCUCAGAAUGUGACAGACUGUACCACUCCUACCCGGAGAGGGCCGACCACCGGCGAACAGCUGUCUCCUCAUCGUCAUUGUCGUCAACAUCCUCCCAAAACAGCCCAAGUUCCUCCACCUGGCGUUGCCUUCACUGCACCAAAGUGAACUCCAUCCACGAUGUGCUGUGUGAGGAGUGUGAGCAGCCCCGCCUGGAACCGAUCGGCUCGAAAGCAGAAGAGUCUCAGCCUGCCACCAUCACGGAGUGGCAAUGUAAGAGCUGCACCAUGGUGAACGCAGCCAGCAGUAUUCUGUGCAAAGUGUGUGAAAGACCUCGUUUGGCUACGCGGCCUCCAGUGACCCCGUCGCAUCCACCCAUCACGCCCCCUAGACCACCAGCCCCAGUGCUGGGCAUGCCGGGUGACCCGGACAGCCAGUGGGUGUGUCAGUUCUGCACUUAUCUCAACUACUCUCCCGCUACGGUGUGUGAGAUGUGUGACCUGGCUCGUCCAGAGCCCGCCCCCCUGCCCGCAAAGCUCCGCCCCCCCUCCCCGGUCAGACGGGUCCCCGCGCUGCCGAUCAAACCCAAACAGCCCCCCACUGAAGACCUGGACUCCUGCAGGCAGAGGCGGAUGAAGGAGGAGGGACUGAAGCUCAUUCAGUUGAUCAGAGACGGUGAGAAGAAAGGAGUGAGUCCAGAGGAGGUGUACACGAGCAGGAGGGCAGCAGGGGACAGCAGCAUCCUGCCGUGUAAGUGGUUAAAGACGGAACUUCCUCUGCUGCUCGACCAGAUCCGGACGUCAGUGGCGACCUUUCCCCUUCAGCCCGUGUGUGACCAGAAUGCAGCAGAGCACACAAGCAGGUCGUGUGAAGCAUCUGCACAGGAGGCCGGGAAAGAAGCGCAAAGUGCGAAUGGCGUCCAGCUGUCCAGAGCGGAGGCCAAGCAGGCCUGGCUGAGAGCGGGGGGCGACAAGGAGCGAGCUGCCAGGCAGGCCCUGAGAGACCGACUCACCAAGGUGCAGGAGCUAUGUGCGCUCGGCUUCAGCAACGCGGCUCGCUGCCAUGAGGGGCUGAGGCAGAGCGGCGGCGAGGUGAGGGGCGCCCUGGCCCUGCUGCAGCGACCACUCCUGGAGCCCUUCCACAAGCACAUCUGGAGUGACAAGCCCGAGCCUCCCGUGGACAUCCAUCACCCUGACAAGCAGCGCAUAUGUCGGAGGCUGCUCGCGGUGUACGACCUCCCCAGCUGGGGUCGCUGUGAGCUGGCACUGUCGCUGCUCCUUGAGCACAGCGCCCCCUACUCCCUGGAGGACGUGGUGCAGGCGGUGCGGGAGUCCCACGAUAGAGAGUUCAUCAAGCGGGUGCUGGCUAAAGAGUGUCCCAUCUGCCUCUCCGUCUUCCCCCACAGCAAGAUGCAGUCUCUGACGUCCUGUCAGUGCUCCGUGUGCUGUGGGUGCUUCCAGCAACACUUCACCAUCGCCGUCAGGGACAAACAUAUCAGAGACAUGGUGUGUCCCGUCUGCUGGGAGCCGGACAUCAACGACCCCGAACACCUCAACAGCUACUUCUCCACCCUGGACAUCCAGCUGCGCGAGUGUCUGGAGCCGGAGGUCUACGAGCUGUUCCAUAAGAAGCUGACGGAGCAGGCCCUCAUCAAGGACCCGAAGUUCCUCUGGUGCUGCCAUUGUUCAUAUGGGUUCAUCUACGAUGGAGACCAGCUGAAAGUCACCUGUUUCCAGUGUCGUAACAGUUUCUGCGCUCAGUGUAAGAAGCCUUGGGAGUCCCAGCAUGCCGGUCUGUCCUGUGAACAGUACCAGUCGUGGAAGAGAGAGAAUGACCCCGAGUACCAGAGGCAGGGCCUGGCUGGGUACCUCAGAGACAACGGCAUCACGUGUCCUAACUGUCGCUUUCAGUACGCGCUGUCCAAAGGAGGCUGCAUGCAUUUCUGCUGCUCGCAGUGUCGGUACCAGUUCUGCAGCGGCUGCAACAACCCGUUCCACACUACGUGUGCUGUGGACGAAUGCAGCGUGUCUGGGUUACACGCCCAUCAUCCCAGGGACUGCCUGUUCUACCUGAGGGACUGGGAACCGGCCAGACUGCAGGCUUUACUGGAGAACAACGGAGUGGCCUUCAACACCGAACCGCCACCUGGAACACAGACAGGUCUGUGUGGGGUGAUCGAGCAGAAGGACGAGGGCGGCCAGCAGCCAGAUUCCGCCUGCGGAGCUCAAACCCAACCGGGACAUGCAGGACUCUGCGAGAAGCAUUACCGGGAGUACCUGGUCAGCCUAAUCAACAGCCAUUCCAUUGACCCCGCCCCCAUCUACAGCUCCAACGAGCUGCUACUGGCCUGCAAGAGGUACAAGGUGGACGACAGCCGCAGGGACGGAGAGGACGGCUUCACCUUCUUCAGCCGGCUGCUCAAGAAACUGAUGGAUGAAGUACCGCUUGGCGACAAGGUGCCACGCAAGAAGUAGGAAACUAACUUCCUGUUUCCUGCAGUGGUGAUGUUGACCUUUCAACUCAGCUGCAAAAGCGUGAAAUAGGAACAGUGUUGUUUACUGUUUGGAUCCCUAAUUCCUCAUCUCGUUUGAAUGUUGUUGCUUUCUUCUAAUCAAGUUAAUUUUGAUCAAUUUGAUCAUCAACUGGCUCAGUUUACUCCAGUUUACUGGUAUUUACACCAUUAAACGCCCCAGCAGACGCUCACACUCUUAGGGGGGACGUUAGGAUUGGGCCAAAGCUCCACAGGUGGUUUGAAAUGCUGUACACUGCCUGUCUCCUGAGGGGUGUGGUCAUGUUGUGUCCCCCCCAAGUGUUGUGUGGAUGAUUACACUUCUUUUUUUCUUUUGCUGUUCUCUCUUGUCCCAUUCUAAUUGAAUAGACCCUGGAAGGGGGCGGGGCAGUGGGGAAACCCACAGAUGGGAGGCUGUCUAGUAGGCCACUCCCUCUCUGAACUGUCUCUGGUUGGUUUACAGGCCUCUAGGCAGGAGGAGUGGGCGUGGUUAGAACAUCAAGUAAGCCAAUCAGAGGCAGAGCAGGGCAUGCCAUGUGCUCACCAUGGUGCUUCCUGUUGACAUGGACAGAGUCGAUCAGUAGUCCGAUGGUUGGCCUUUUUCUGACUGUAGCAGUUAACCGUAGUUAACCGACCUGUGAUAAUAAUAAAACCGCGUAGCAAGGAGUUGCCGUGGCAAUCUCCCUCGGAUACAGGCCCCAGGUCUGCAAUCACCAUCCUGUGUUCACUGCACAUUUAUUUCACUUAUUGUGUGUAAAAUGAAUGACUAUUUAUUGUGCAUGUUGAAUCUUGACAUGUGGGUAUUGUAGCGUAAUCACUGGUGUCAACAGUAUUUACAGAUUAUUUUGUCUUUGAAAUAUUUGUGGCAAAGCAGAGUUGCCAAUCAGAGUCUGAUUUGGAGUUGGUAAUAUGCGUUAGUAUGCACAACUUGAACUUGUGUUGAACAGGUUUUUCAUUCUGAAAAUGUGAAAACAGAUUUAAAUGACUUGUUUUGUUUCAGGAGAUUGUUGUGCUGGGGGGUGAACCCCCACCACUUGCAUGUUGAGGCCUGUACCUUGCUGAAAAUAAAUGCUCUUUCAUGACAUA
This is a messenger RNA of Gasterosteus aculeatus aculeatus (three-spined stickleback), 4634 nucleotides long. It is a transcript of the gene rnf31, whose product is annotated as ring finger protein 31. Gene Ontology annotation, cellular component: LUBAC complex. Gene Ontology annotation, molecular function: K63-linked polyubiquitin modification-dependent protein binding; K48-linked polyubiquitin modification-dependent protein binding; ubiquitin protein ligase activity. Lineage: Eukaryota; Metazoa; Chordata; Actinopteri; Perciformes; Gasterosteidae. Gene Ontology annotation, biological process: protein linear polyubiquitination. The record is from RefSeq and is a predicted model, not a curated record.